Molecule: messenger RNA, 1628 nt
Organism: Eucalyptus grandis
Lineage: Eukaryota; Viridiplantae; Streptophyta; Magnoliopsida; Myrtales; Myrtaceae
Exons: 3
Coding region: 321-1259 (312 amino acids)
Molecular function (GO): phosphoglycerate dehydrogenase activity
Source: RefSeq, a predicted model, not a curated record
UAUAAUUUAUCCCAAUAUUAUACCCAGACAGAGAGACACAGAGAGAGAGAAGAGAGAGAGAAGAUAGUUUUGGAGUGACGUGAGUAUUGCUUCUUGGUGGGAUUCUUGUCUGGUUUGAGUCGAGAUGGACAAGUGAAUUCUUCUCCGCUUCGCUCUAGAUUUCGCUGGCUGCUGCUGCUGCUGCUUUUUUCCUGUUCGCUCUUGAUUCAUCCGUCGCCGUUUUAUCAUCCAGGUGAUUCCAGCUUGUAUAAUCCAUUCCAUCCCCAUGUUACUCUCUUGAUCUGCAGCGGAGGGUUUCGGUGAGAUUUGGCUCCUGAAGCAUGGAGGGUCUCUAUGGAACCCCGAAUGGAGAAGCAGCGGAUAAGAAUGGCCUCCAGCUGAUCAGAUACUCUGCUUACCAACCCUGCACCAAGUUGUCAUCGGCUUGGUUCGACUUGAGAGUGUUCUAUGUUCGGAUCAGUAAUUUUCAGGUUAAUGACAUGACCCCCGAAUCGCUCACUCUUAAUCACAUGCCUUUAGAUCCUGAGACUUUACUCGAAGUGAAUGGCACCAGAAGCAGCAUAUAUUCGGAUGGAGUUUCGUGCCUUCUCAGGAGGGACAGGAUUGACAAGAAAUCAGAAGAGGCCACGUUCGUGAGCACUGAUACUCUAAGGUUGACAGGGAGUGUGAAAUUUGAGGUUUUUGACAGAGAUGAUCAAAUUCUCUCAGGGGUUUUGGAGAUGUGUUCUAGUAAUGGCUCCAUGGGGGAAUCAAAAGGGAAUGCAAAGAGAUGGAGCAUGAAAUGUCAAUCCGAGAUGGCGGUUGGCAAUGGCUUCUUGAAGGGUGAACAUAACAUGGGACCGGAGUCACUGCCUCCAACUAUUGAGGUUUAUGUCACAGGAUGCUUUGCAGGAAAUCCAAUAAUUUUGACGAAUACAUUGCAGAUUAGCUUGCGGAAGAAACACGCUAGGAAAGGCAUGCUGGAUGCGAUUCCCGAGGACGAAACUACUGAAUUUCAUAAAGAUGAGUCGCCAGGACUGGACUUACAGGUUGCAGAAUACAGAAACUACAAGCCAGAAAUUGACGAGGACUACAGCAUGUACUGGCGGAGGUCGGAACUCAUGGAAUACGAAGAUGGCGAACUCUCAUGGUUCAAUGCCGGAGUGAGAGUUGGAGUUGGAAUUGGGCUUGGCAUAUGCGUUGGGGUUGGCAUAGGAGUAGGGCUGCUGGUGCGUACUUACCAAGCAACUACUGGGAACUUUAGAAGGCGGCUCAUCUAGGACAUCACCUCUCCAAGUUCUACACUACAAUCUGCAACCUGCGGACACCUCAUAGAUUCUGCCCUCCUGGCAUUCCAGUCCAAUGUGCUUUCUCUCAUUGAAGGUUUUGGCUCAAAAGUGUUUCAUUUCCAUGGUCGAGCGUGAGCAAAUUUUCGUGUGCUUUAUUUGUGGUAUCUUCUCUGUUUAGAGGGAGGCAAAGGAUGUGUAGAUUCAAUGAAUCUUGGAGGGCAGUUGAGUUGAGUUGAGUUGAGUUGAGUUGAUCUCACAGGGGGAUGCAUAUAUGUACCUGAGUGGCUCGUUAACGUGUAAAAAGGUUUCUUUCCUGGAACUUGGUAAUGUUCAGCGAUAAAAAAUCACUUUUUUUGUGCA